This is a messenger RNA of Emiliania huxleyi CCMP1516, 1209 nucleotides long. RefSeq lists its product as hypothetical. Gene Ontology annotation, cellular component: cytosol. The record is from RefSeq and is a predicted model, not a curated record. The coding region runs from base 1 to 1209 and encodes 402 amino acids. NCBI's taxonomy places the organism in Eukaryota, Haptophyta, Isochrysidales, Noelaerhabdaceae. Gene Ontology annotation, biological process: galactose metabolic process; carbohydrate phosphorylation. The transcript has 3 exons. Gene Ontology annotation, molecular function: galactokinase activity; ATP binding.
AUGAUGUGCGGCGACGCGCGCGAAAGCCCAACGUCCCCGCUCCCCGCGUCCGUGUCUGCGCCCGGCAGCACGAGCGUGGCCGCGCUGAUCGCCGAUGCCGACGGGGGUGCACUGGGUGAGCGGCUAGCGGCGAUGGGCCUCGACGCCUCGCGCUCGUCCAGCUUUGCGGCGGCGGCGGCGCGACUGCUUGCCGCCGGCGUGGCGCCCGAGACUCGCGCGACCGCCUUCUGGGUGCCCGGCCGCAUCGAGGUGCUCGGCAAGCAUACCGACUACGCGGGCGGCCGGAGCCUGCUCUGUGCCGUCAACCGCGGCUUCUCUGUCGUCGCCGCCGACCGCGACGACGCCAUCCUUCGCGUCUUCGCCUCGUUCGAGCUCACCGGCGAGGCCGACGUGGCCGAGGUGGCGCUCGCGGCGGCGCCCGAGGCCGCGUCGCCUGCCGGCUGGGCCGUGUACCCGGCGGCAGUAUCUAGGCUUGCGCGCAACUUUGGCAUUCGCGGCGGGGUCGAUCUGGCGCUGAGCUGCGACCUGCCCGAGGCGUCGGGCAUGUCGUCCUCGUCGGCAGUUGUCAUCGCCACCUUCCUCUGCCUGAGCGCGCGGAACCGCCUCUCCGCCCAGCUGCGCGCCCGGCUGCCGACGGCCGAAGCGCUCUGCCACUACCUCGGCUGCGUCGAGAAUGGGCAGGACUGUGGCCACGAGCUGCCGGGCGACGCGGGGGUCGGCACGUUCGGCGGCUCGGAGGACCACACCGCGAUCCUCCUCUCCCGGCGCGCCGAGCUCCGCGUCUACGCCUUCUGCCCGACCGCGCUCGAGGCGCCCCUCCCUCUUCACAAGCGGUACGAGCAGUUCCACGCCGAGUCGGAGGUUCUCAUCCCGGCCGUCCGCGGCGCCCUGUCGCAGCGUGAGGUGCCCCUCCCGACGCUGGCGUCCCUCGUCGACCGCAGCCAGGCGCUGACCGCCUCGCACCUGCGCAACACCCUCGAGGAGACCGAAUGGCUGCCUGCAGCGGCGCGCCGCCUCGGCGCCGUCGCGGCCUCGGCGUUUGGCGCCGGCUUUGGCGGGAGCGUGUGGGCCCUCGUCGAGGCGGGUAGGGCGAGAGAGAUCCUCGCCGAGUGGAGUCGUGCGUACGCGGAGGAGUACCCGCACCGGCAGGCCCACGCGCGCUUCUUUGCGAUGGAGAGCCCGCCGCCUGGCGCGUGCUCCGUCGUGUGA